AUUCAGGGUUAAGAUGAGGGUGAUGGCACAGAGAACUUGAGGCCCACCUCAAAUUUCUUGGUUGAAAGACCAAUAAUCUCACUCUGCCAGGGUUACAAAGAAUUUGUACCGCUUCCAAAAGUCUGUAGCGGUGUGAAAAGAUGCAAAGUUUAAAAAAAAAGAAGAAUAUAAAACAGCUUGGAUGAGGUGCAGUAAGUUGAAAAACGAUUGUAGGUUUCCUAGUAAUGCUGUGGAAAAUGCCAGAACACUGAUGGGUGCACAGUUCAUGGCCACUGGCUUUGUUUGCCUUUUUACUUCAUCGGAGUAGCUUGACAUGGAAGCGACUCUUUCAUGUACUUUGAUAUCACAGUAACUACUUUUUCAAGGGGGAGUUAGACCAGGAUGUCGCUACCGUAUCAACAGUUUGCUCAGCUUCGUUUGCAGAGCUGAUGGCGUUCCCUCCUGUCACACAUGGAGUGACACGUCAUCAGCUGUUAUCUGCCUAACAAGUCCAACAUGUUUUUGGAGGAUAUGAAUCGCGUCAUUUUCUCUUGGGUCUAUUUUGCUCAUUUGGAAUAAGAAUGGUGUAAUGUAAAAUAAUUACUGCCUAUGGAGUUGGAUUAACAAACAACCCAAAAUCUAAGGGUUUAAUUUAAAUGAAUGAAAGAGGAGGGACUGUUCUUUUCCACUUUCCUGUCUGCCUGGAAAGCGUGCUGUCUUCCUCGUGCUCGUCCAAUCACGAGCCACGGCUCGAGUCGUUGGCCCACCUUCACCACACUCCCCCUCCGUCUCCAUGUCUCUGUCACCAAGCCUUUCUCCCUUUCUUUCUCCUCAUGUGUUUACUGGUUGGUGCAUGCUCUCCCUCUGCUGCUUAAUGUUGGGAUUAAAAGAAGAAACGGAGGAUUGACUAGAAACAAAGAAACCUAGAGGGGCUUUUUAGCUCCUAAUCAGCACAUGUGGAAGAUGGAAAAGCAGCCCGGUGCUUUGAACAGAAACCCUCAUGAGCUGUACUAUCUGAGAAUGCAAAGAACCAAAGAGAAGAUGGAGCGGGAGAAGACUGAAGAGAACAUGUACCAGAACAAGAGGAGACUGAAAGUGUGUGUGGCAACAUGCAACAGAGCCGACUACUCCAAGUUGGCUCCCAUCAUGUUUGGGCUGAAAUCUCACCCUGAAGAGUUUGAUCUGGAAGUCGUGGUUCUUGGUUCCCACCUCAUCGACGAUUACGGAAACACGUUCCGUAUGAUAGAGCAGGAUGACUUCGACAUCGGCUCCAAACUCCACACCAUCGUGCGAGGAGAAGACGAAGCGGCCAUGGUGGAGAGCGUCGGGCUGGCCCUGGUGAAGCUCCCCGACGUCCUGCAGAGGCUCCGCCCCGACAUCCUGGUCGUCCACGGCGACCGUUUUGACGCACUCGCUCUGGCAACUGCUGCCGCAUUGAUGAAUAUUCGGAUACUUCAUUUGGAGGGAGGCGAGGUUAGUGGUACUAUCGACGACUCAAUCCGACACGCGAUCAGUAAGCUGGCGCAUUAUCAUGCCUGCUGCACGCGCAUGGCAGAGCAGCACCUCAUCGCCAUGUGUGAGGACCACUCGCGCAUCCUGCUGGCCGGAUGCCCCUCAUACGACAAGCUGCUGUCCACUUACCACCGGGACGACUACAUGGAUAUCAUCAAAAGCUGGCUAGGUGACAAAGUGAAGGAAAAUGACUACAUUGUGGCGCUGCAGCACCCCGUCACCACAGACAUCCAGCACUCCAUUAAAAUCUAUGGACUGAUGCUGGACGCACUGAUCUCCUUCAACAAGAGGACGCUCAUCCUCUUCCCUAAUAUUGAUGCCGGAAGUAAGGAGAUGGUGCGCGUCAUGCGAAAGAAGGGCAUCGAGCAGCACCCCAACUUUCGGGCAGUGAAGCACAUUCCCUUUGAGCAGUUCAUCCAGCUCUUGUCGCACGCCGGCUGCAUGAUCGGAAACAGCAGCUGUGGCGUUCGGGAGGCCGGGGCCUUUGGCACGCCGGUCAUCAACCUGGGAACAAGGCAAACGGGCAGAGAAACGGGUGAAAACGUUUUACAUGUCAGAGACGCCGACACCCAUAAUAAGAUCUACCACGCUUUGGAGCUUCAGUUUGGAAAGCGAUAUCCAGGCUCUAAAAUCUACGGUGACGGCAAUGCAGUGCCCCGGAUUCUGAAGUUUCUGAGUAGCAUCGACCUGGAAGAGCCGCUCCAGAAGACCUUCUGCUUUCCUCCGGUGAAAGACACCAUCUCCCAGGACAUCGAUCACAUCCUGGAAACACAGAGCGCUCUGGCUGUCGACCUGGGCGGCACCAACCUGAGGGUGGCCAUCGUCUGUAUGCAGGGCAACAUAGUAAAGAAAUACACCGAGCCUAAUCCGAAAACAUUCGAGGACAGGAUGCGUUUGCUAUUGAAGAUGUGCAAAGAUGCAGUGCAAGAUGCUGUGCGCCUCAAUUGCAGGAUCCUGGGCGUUGGAAUUUCUACUGGCGGCCGUGUGAACCCGCAGGAAGGCAUCGUCCUUCACUCCACCAACCUGAUCCAGGAGUGGUCCUCGGUGGACCUGAGGACCCCCAUCUCGGACGCCUUGGGCCUGCCUGUUUGGGUCGACAACGACGGCAACUGCGCCGCGCUGGCCGAGAGGAAGUUUGGCCACGGCAAGGGGGUGGAUAACUUCGUCACAGUCAUCACAGGAACAGGGAUUGGAGGAGGUAUUAUCCAUAACUCCGAGCUGAUCCAUGGCAGCACCUUCUGCGCCGCUGAGCUGGGUCACAUCAAGGUUUCUCUGGACGGCCCAGAGUGUUCCUGCGGCAGCCAGGGCUGCAUCGAAGCCUUCGCGUCCGGAAUGGCCCUGCAGAGGGAGGCCAAGCGAUUGCACGACGAGGAGCUGCUGAAGAUGGACGGGAUGGAUGUGAAGCUUGCCGAGCCGAUCACCGCCGCCCACCUCAUCAGCGCGGCCAAAAACGGCAACUCCAAGGCCAACGCCGUCCUGCACAAAGCGUCCCUGGCGCUCGGCGUAGGGAUCGUCAACAUCCUCCACAUAGUCAACCCGUCCCUGGUGAUUUUGUCCGGAGUCCUGGCGUCUUACUACCAGGCCCCGGUGCAGCAGGUCAUGUCAGAGAAAGCGCUGUUCUCCGCCCAGAGCAUCAAGGUCGUCAAGUCUGACCUGGACGAACCGGCCCUGCUCGGCGCUGCUAGCAUGGUGUUGGACUACGCUACGAGGAGGACGUACUGAGAGAACUGGAAACGCACUUGGAACUUAUUUUACCAGAAUAUAUCAAGUCAACAGAUAAAUGGAGGAAGGGCUUGUAGAGCAGACUUGAAUCUUGUAUUGCAGUGAAUCCUUAUCCUAAUUUUAACUGUAUUUGGGAGAACAACGCUAGAAAUCGAUUGCUUGUUUACAGAUAUUAAUGACUGUAGUUUUAAACUGGGGAGGGCUAGAGAGGUGAUUAACUAGUUUAAUGCACGAUAUUCCGUUUUUUUUUUUUUUUCACUAAAUUAUUAUUGUUGUUGUCGUUUGCCAUCUAAACUGUGAACCAUUUUCCAGUCGCCUUUGUGUUUUGGUGAAUUUAGGCAAACCUCAUACUACAUGUACCACAAAGUUUAUCAAUAUGUCGUCUGCUGACAUCACCAGCAUGAUGGUGGCUGAGCUGAUUCCACUAUAGUUCACAUUAUAAAUUAUUUGAAGUCGUUUAUUUAAUUUUACUUUCAAUGGAUCUGUGCUGGUUCUUUGCUCCAUCAGUCCAAACAAAGAUGCUUCGGAACUACCGAAUCUUUUUCGGUAUUUAAGCCAAAUUUCUGUGUGCAAUAUGUCGGUGGUAAUCUUACUGCUGUAGCGAAUCUGUCUCUGUGGAAAUUGAAGGGGAACAACAGAGAAAAGGGCAUGUCUGCUAACUAUUACUUAAGAGGAUGUUGUUUUCUAGAGAAUGAAAAUACUCACUUAGCUUUUAGGGGGGGGGGUUUUGUGUUUUUUUUUACUUUUUCCCCCCAAUAUGCUCAGAUUUAUGUUCUCCCAUCACAGGAUUUUGUGAGUUCUACGAAACCCUUUCCAAACCCAAAUAGCACCCUUAAAAUUAUCUGCAGACGUUCCCUUGUUAAAGAGCUGCAAUUCCCAAAAUAUUUCCUAAUUUUUAGAGGUAGUUUGCUUCAGUUUAAAGCUAGUAGUCCUUGCUGUAAGCUUAAAGUCAGUGGAUCACUUGGACCUGAUUGCUGUAUGGUAUUAAAUCUUGACUUUAGUCUUGUUUUGACAAAGUGGACCUUAUUUCUUUCACUGCAGAAAAAAACUUUGUUCUGAUCAAAUUUUAUCAUAAUUUUGUUGUGUUUGAAUGUUUCUGGUGCUAUUUGGGCUGCAUAAUAAAAGUACUUGUGUGUUUUGGGUGGAAGAAGGAAAUACUGGUAUGUUCUAAACUGACAUUCAAGUGGUAGGAAGUGGGCAAAGUCAAAGCUUUAAUGACGCUCUUAAGCUUUGGGGGUCAGUUUUAUUUUUUUUAACAAAACUCAGAAGUGACCAAAGUGUUGAGACAUUCUGCUGCAUGUUCGAAAUCCGUUAAACCGGCUUCAUUUGUCUGGUUUCUGUAUAUCAUUUAUUAUUGCCUUGUCUUCCGGUUGUGGGGGGAUGCCAGCUAUUGUUGUGUUCAAUGCUCUGAAUUUUAUUUAGACUGCACAUCACCUGAGGCUGUACUGACGGAAAACCUUCUUACAGCUGCUACAGGAUGUAUAUGGUGUAUAGAAUGCGUUUUCUACAUUACCACUGACCUUAUGAAGACUUUCGGAGGAUGCCUUUUGAAGAUAAAUAAUGGGGUUUGUAUGCACUUCUACAUGUUGUGUUGUACAUUAUGUCCUGUAUAUACUUUAAAAUUAUAUUUCUAGAAGCUUAAUGAUUUUGUUGGUCCAAUUAAUAAAACAUUUUGGAUACGAAA
Molecule: messenger RNA, 4897 nt
Organism: Poeciliopsis prolifica (blackstripe livebearer)
Lineage: Eukaryota; Metazoa; Chordata; Actinopteri; Cyprinodontiformes; Poeciliidae
Gene: gne
Product: glucosamine (UDP-N-acetyl)-2-epimerase/N-acetylmannosamine kinase
Exons: 14
Coding region: 934-3213 (759 amino acids)
Biological process (GO): UDP-N-acetylglucosamine metabolic process
Molecular function (GO): N-acylmannosamine kinase activity; UDP-N-acetylglucosamine 2-epimerase activity; hydrolase activity, hydrolyzing O-glycosyl compounds
Source: RefSeq, a predicted model, not a curated record